GCGACUGCUGCUGCCUGCCAUGGCGACGGGAAAGCUCAUUGUGUUUGUUUGCAUAUUAGUCUUGUUUCUUGUGUUGUUGAAAACUAGACUUUCCUCUUGUCAACAAUUUGCCAUACCUUUUCAACAGCCCUCACACUGCGGAAGUGAAAAAUACUUUGAUAUUUCUAGCCUUUCUUGCGUUCAGUGCGGAAUAAACCAAGUGAGAAGUGUUUCUGGUACUUCAUGUGUUUGCCAAGUUAGUCACAGAGUGGUAUCCAGUAAUGGAGGAGCUAUAACAUGUCAGAAAUGCCCAGCUGACAGUAAACCGGGAGUCACUCAGGAUGGUUUUGACUGCAUCAGAUGUCCAAGAGGUUUAAAUGCUGAAGGAAAAUGCCAGUGCCCUCCAGGAAGUAUACUAGUGGAACGGAGCAGAAAUGGAUUGUUAUUGGAUGAAGGAAUUUGUGAGACCUGCAAUGGUACAGAGCCGUCCUUCGCAGUCCCUAAUCUUUUUGGAGACAGGUGUGUCAGGUGUCAAGAAACAUAUAUUAACACAACCAACUCUUGUGAGUGUGGCCAGACAAAUAUGCCUGCAGGAGGUUUAUGUUUCCCUCAAAAUAAUUUGCCAACAACAGUUGUUUCAGUUAUCAACUAUGCACAAUUGGCGAUAUCUGUACAGUCGGUGUGGUUUGCCAAAAAUAUGCAAGCUGUAGCUGCAGCAUGUCUGAUUUAUUCUAACCUGACUGCUUGCCAAGCUCUUGGAAAUAUGUGUGUAAUGAAUCUGAAUUCCUUAAGCUCUGUGAAUAAUGAUGCCUGUGGACUGUUUAAUACAAUAUAUAGAAGCACUGCAGCGCUAGGUUCUGUUCAGAUGAUAUCCUUUUGGAGGGCAAAUCUUCCGUGGUUGUACUAUGGAGAUCAGACUGGAUUAGCAUCCCGAGUUCUUUUCACAGAGUCAUUUCCAGCCAGCUUCAGUUUUAAGGGUGCAGCUCAGAAUACAAAUAUUCAGUUUACUGCUGCUGUGUACAAUGUGAAAGGGAACUUCCUGAAGUGGCAGAAUGUCAAAGGAGGCACUUUGCAGCUUUGUCCAGACACAGUUAUCCGGUUGAAUGCCGCCUAUAGAUUUGGAACCACAUACCGACAAAGUUGCCAAAUUCCACUCUCAAAGAUUUUAACUGAUUUUCCAGAGCCAAUAUUUUAUGAUAUUUACAUGGAUUUUAGUUCUGGAAGUGGGCAAAAGAGUCUUUGGGCUGUGCCUGUUCGAAACUUGAACCUUCAAUAUAAUGGGCAGUUUGUAAACCAAGGUGACAACUUGAACAAUUGGUAUUUGACCCGUCGUAUUUUCUUAGUGGAUACUUUAAGUGGACGUGAAAACACAUUGGCUAACCAGCCAAAAGUAAUACGUGUUGCAACAAAAAUAACCAUCAGUAUCCAGCUUGAGCCUAAUACUCGAAAAGGAGCCAUCAAGACACCUCUGAUGACUGUUUCUUACACUGACAUUCUUGUAUCAGAUCCCGACACUCAGUCAGUUUCAGUUUCAUUCUCAGUUGACUAUGAAAUGAACCAGAGUGAAGCUCAGAUCCAGACUGAUAUUGCUCUGGGGGUCCUUGGUGGCAUGGCAGCUUUGUACUCCCUGUUAAAGACUGCCAGUUGGAAAAGGCAAGUUGGAUCACCAUUAAUUGAUCUCCAGACUGUUGUGAAGUUUUUGCUUUUCUACGCUGGAGACUUAGCGAAUGUUUUCUUUGUUGUAACUGUUGGAACGGGACUCUAUUGGCUUAUUUUUUUCAAAGCACAACUGUUUGUUACAGUACUUUUACCUUUAAAUGUGCAAGAAAAGAGAUUUGUUACUUAUGUUGGAUGUGCAUUUACACUAAAGGCAGUUCAGUUUCUGCACAAAAUAAUAAGCCAAUUGUCUAUAGACAUCUUCUUUAUUGAUUGGGAGAGACCUAGAGGGAAAGUUCUCAAGACUGCUGAAGGUAACGGCGAUAUCAAAUCUGCACCCGCCCCAGUGAGCAUCUGGAGGACCUAUUUUGUUGCAAAUGAAUGGAAUGAACUUCAGACCAUACGGAAAAUCAGUCCAGUUUUUCAAAUCUUUGCUGUCCUUUUCUUUCUUGAGGUGGUUGGCUUCUCAAAUUUGGCGCUUAUGGAUCCUUCUUCUGAUCUCAGAAGAGAUCCACAAAGCUACCAGGCUCCAUGGAAUCUCAUUCUGAGAUAUGGUGUAGCAACAUCCAUGUGGCUAGUGAUUGGAUUUUUACAGGUGAUUUUCUUCACAGUGUUCUAUGAAAGAUUUGUAGAAGAUAAAAUUAGACAAUUUGUGGACCUGUGUUCUAUGAGCAACAUUUCACUGCUGCUUUUCUCAAACAGAUGUUUUGGUUAUUAUAUUCAUGGACGCUCGGUGCAUGGUCAUGCAGACACCAAUAUGGAAGAGAUGAACCUCAACCUGAAAAGAGAGGCGGAAAACCUUUGUGGUCAGAGAGGUCUGCUACCAAACACUGAUAUUCAGACAUUUCAGGUUUCCAUAACAAAUAAAAUGAGACUGCAGUAUGAUAGAAUCCGUGAGCCUUUAUCUAGGAUAACAGGUCCUUCUCGUUUGUUGGAUUCAUCUGCAAAUCCAUUUGAACAGAGCACCAAGGCCUAUCACACUAUGAACAAGUUCCUGGGCUCAUUUAUUGACCAUGCACAUCGGGAAAUGGACUACAUUGUUAAAGACAAGUUGUUAAUGGAAAGAGUUCUUGGAAUGGAAUUUAUUGAGCCAAUGGAGAAAAGCUUAUUUUACAAUGAUGAUUCCCAUUCGUUUAGUGAUGUUCUCUACUAUGGAAAUGAAGCCACUCUCCUUAUUUUUGACACAUUGUUUUUCUGUAUUGUGGAUAUUGGCACUCAAGAUUUUGUCUUGGCUGCUGUGCUAACCUAUGUACAACAAAAAGUCUUUCAGUUGAUUCGUAAUGCAACUGGACGGAAAAACUUGGCUUCAAAAACUCUGGUUGAUGAAAGAUUCCUAAUAUAGUUAUUAUACAAAAGAAGCUCUUCAAGAUAAAAUUGUUACUGUUCUUUAAAUCCAGAUCAACACUGUCAUGCCUGCUAAGUGAUAUACAGCACAAACACAAUUCUAAGGUGAAACCUAUAAGAUACUAAGGAUUUCAUUUGAUACUCCAGUGGGAUAAGUGCUCUUUUUAAAUUGUUUUUAGAGAUUAUUUAUAGCACAGGAGAUGGAUAGAGGCUUUCCAGGACCAGGGUUGGAGACCCCUGGUAUAGGCUAAUCAAAUCAAUCCUAUUGUGUUUGUAACAUUUGUCUGUUUACAGAUUGUCACAUUUUUAUUCCAGCAACUUUUUUCUGUUGCCUAAUAUUUUUUAAUACAGAUUGGAUAAAGUUUAUUUUAAAAAGUGUUUUUUAGUUUUUUCUUAGAGCGUGUAUUUUGCUGUUUAAAAUAUUUGCAUGUGCAUUUUCUAUUGUAUGUUUUGUAAGUUUCUAUAAUUCAUUAGUUGUUUUUGGAAGAUCUUUAAAAGACAUGUUUUAUUAUUUAUUUUGCAACAUACUGAUUUAUAUUUCCUCUGCAAUUGCAAAAUGUACUGAAGGAAUCUGUCUGUUGUAUAUAAUCGCAUGCUGAUUGAGUCAAAUUUGCCUCAGGUUUAGGAGGGUAACUAAUUUUAGAUCACAGUGAAUGGGUGAUGUAACUUUCGCAGAUAUUUCUUGCAAUACAUCAGGCUAUUAAGACACUCCAAGCAGCUGCACAUACUCUGUUUUUCACAGUAAGAACCAAUGGCCUGUUUACUAUGCACUGUAUACCGAAGACUGAACAUUAAAAAAAAAAAAAAAAAAAAAAAAAAAAAAAGAUAAUUCAGUGAACUAUUAAAAUUACUUUUUACUUGUAGACCCCAAUGUUUGUAUAGUACAGUGUCAGUAUUUGUGAUGUUGCAUUCAUGUAAAUGUGCUGUUAUAGCAUGUCUGGGUAUUUUAUCUUUAUGGUUGAACUCCUAUAAUAAUGAUUAUUUGCAGCACAUUUUGCCUUACAAAGUGCAACCAAUUUCAAGUUACAUCCAAUAAACACACAAAAAGAUGCACAACCUUUCCUGUACAGCCUUUAUUUUUAAUAAAUAAAACAGUCAAAUUAGUCGCACUGUGCAAUACAGAAACAUACUAUGUAAUGGCUUCUGACUAACAAUAGGAUUUUAAAAUAAUUGGCACUUUUUUUUUUUUAAGAGUACUCCUUACGCUGAUUCAAUAAACCCAUUUAAAACAUUUUUCUCCAUGUUUAAAAUAGUUUUAAAGUUUUAUUCAUUACUGAAUUGAAAAUACAUACAGCAUGUCUUAUGUUAUUGCUUUGAGAGUUGUUCAUUUGUAAUUGUUGUAGCUCCUUGUUUAUUGCUCAAGUACCAGAUCUGUGUACAUAUAGGCUUCAUAGAUAACCAAAACAUGGUUCUGAAUCUUUAUUAAAUUUAGAUAAAAUAGUUAUUUUGUAUAGAAUGGACAGCACUAUGAAACAGA
Molecule: messenger RNA, 4456 nt
Organism: Polyodon spathula (Mississippi paddlefish)
Lineage: Eukaryota; Metazoa; Chordata; Actinopteri; Acipenseriformes; Polyodontidae
Product: meckelin-like
Exons: 28
Coding region: 20-2977 (985 amino acids)
Biological process (GO): cilium assembly
Cellular component (GO): MKS complex; ciliary transition zone
Source: RefSeq, a predicted model, not a curated record